This is a messenger RNA of Archocentrus centrarchus (flier cichlid), 2959 nucleotides long. Its product is annotated as leucine-rich glioma-inactivated protein 1-like. Lineage: Eukaryota; Metazoa; Chordata; Actinopteri; Cichliformes; Cichlidae. The transcript is spliced from 8 exons. Gene Ontology annotation, molecular function: protein binding. The record is from RefSeq and is a predicted model, not a curated record. Gene Ontology annotation, biological process: myelination. Bases 428 to 2065 code for a protein of 545 amino acids.
UUGGGCGGAAUCCUCCAAGACCCUGACACGAAGAGAGUGGCGUUUGCUGAAAUCAUAGGCGUGGUUUUGGAUGAAGAUGCUCCGUCUGCUCCCGCUGGGAUCCCCACCUGCCCUCACACCGCGUUUGUCACCGAGCCAGCUGGAAUAUUCCUAAGCUUCAGGACUGUACAGCAAGCGUUAGAUUAUAUUUCAUUUUUGUCUCAGAGGGUAUAGAUUUCUUUUCGUCUGGAGAUUCGGUGUAAUUACGGCGCUGUGGGCGCACGGGUCGCCCGGUUUUAUCACCUCCAGAGCGGCGGUGGCGCACGGAGAUAAACAAGAGCGGACAUUCGCGUGGCCUCCAGGCAGCGGCAGAGGAACCACAGCAGAGACCCUGGUUCAUGUGUAGGGCUGUUCGACGCGCAAGUUGUGCCCGCCGCGGUUCUUAAGGAUGGAAAAUACACACAAGAUACCCAACAGAUCACUCUGGCUUGGCUUACUUGUGGUGGCGUCUGUUUUACUUCUAGUGGACAGCAAGAAAUCCAAGCCGCUUCGCUGUCCCUUAGACUGUACAUGUUCCAAAGAUAACGCGCUGUGCGAAAGCGCAGCACAGAUCCGUCGCAGCUUCCACCGAGAUAUCACAUCUCUAUCAUUUGUCAAGUCUGAAUUCACUGAAAUUCCGAAAGAGAGCUUUAUCCACACGCCUGCCCUGCAUCUCCUCCUCUUCACAGCCAACAACCUGGACUCUAUAAAUGAGGAUGCAUUCAUUGGUCUUCCUCACCUAGAAUAUCUAUUCAUUGAAAACAACCAAAUCCAUUUGAUAUCACCACAUGCUUUUCGUGGACUGAAAACCUUAGUGCACCUGAGUCUGGCCUACAAUAAUCUUGAGACGCUGCCCAAAGAUUUGUUCAAGGGUCUCGAGGCCCUGACAAAAGUAGAUUUGCGGGGGAACCAGUUCAUCUGUGACUGUAAGCUGAAAUGGCUGGUGGAGUGGAUAUACAGCACCAACGCCACCGUCGAUCAGAUUUACUGUAAAGGCCCGGCCUCGCAGCUCGACAAGAAGAUCAACGACCUGCUGCCACAGUCAUUCGACUGCAUCACCACAGAGUUUGAACCCUACCAGUCCAUGGAUUUUAAUUCCAUAUCAGUGGAAGCAUUUUCUUUUAGGAAUGACCAGUUUGUCGUGUUUGCUCAGCCCUUCAGUGGCAAGUGCAGCUUUCUAGAGUGGGAUCAUGUGGAGAUGGUCUUCAGAAACUAUGAUGUUAUUGACAGCACAUCCACAGUGGUCUGCAAACCCCUGGUUAUUGACAACCAGCUUUUUAUCAUUGUGGCUCAGUUGUUUGGUGGCUCGCACAUCUACAAGCGUGACACAUCUGCUAACAAAUUCAUCAAGCUCCAAGGCAUUGACAUCCUGAAAAUCCGCAAACCGAACGACAUUGAGACGUUCCGCAUUGAUGGCGAAUCCUUCUUCAUCAUAGCAGACAGCUCCAAGGCCGGAUCCACCACCAUCUACAAGUGGAAUGGCAAUGGCUUCUACUCGCAUCAGUCCCUCCACCAGUGGUACCGUGACACUGAUGUGGAGUACAUGGAGAUCUCCUCCAAACCUCACCUGAUCCUGUCUAGCAGCUCCCAGCGGCCCGUCAUCUACCAGUGGAGCAAAAGCACCAAGCUGUUUGACAGGCGCACCGACAUCCCAGAGAUGGAGGACGUGUACGCCGUGAAGCAUUUCCAGGUCAAAUCCGACCUUUUCAUCUGCCUGACGCGCUUCAUUGGGGACUCCAAAGUGAUGCGCUGGGACGGGGCCCUCUUUAGAGAAUUGCAGACCAUGCCUUCCCGUGGCUCCAUGGUAUUCCAGCCCUUCACUGUGGGAAGUUGGCAGUAUGCCAUUCUUGGCAGCGAUUACUCUUUCACCCAGGUGUACCGCUGGGAUGCCAAAAAGGGUGAAUUUGUUCGUUUUCAGGAGCUGAACAUACAGGCACCAAGGGCCUUCUCUCCAAUUUCCAUAGACAACCGUCAAUUCCUGCUGGCCUCCAGUUUCAAAGGGAAAACUCAGAUCUAUGAGCACCGGAUCAUUGAUCUGAGCAACUGAGCUAAUUUUUCUUCUGAGGCAGAUUGGUUGGUGGGUGAAUUUUGUGAUUUUUGUCUAGACAGAAGGGUGUUGCAGUGCUGAGCGACUCAGAAAGUGUUGAUCCUAACUUGAGAACAGCAGGCAGUACUUCUACUGAUUUAAAAACCCUUCUAGUUAAAUUAGUGUGCAGUAGAUUAAAGGAUAAUUGCAUGCAUCUCAACCAAACAUAUGUCUGAGAUGCAUUUUGAGUCCAAUGCAUGCACCUCAAGUUAGGAUUAGACCAAAUAUGUUGUCAUUAAUGCAUGUCCCAUCCCAAUAAAUGCAACAUCCAUGUUCACUAAUGCAUUACAUCUAACACCGGCCAGUAACUUUUUAAUUUUUAAUGUGCGUUCAGCCUUUCGUGUCCCUCAAUAUUUAUACAUUUCUAAUCUCAUAUAUUUAUCUACAGAAAGAAAUUAAAUUGUACUUUUUAACCUAUUAACAUGUUUAACUGAACAAUCUGCCAAAAUGAAAUGUUUACAUUUUUCUGUCUUUUCAUUUGUAAAUGAAGCUUUUAAGAAUUUUUAAGAGAUUAACAAUGACCGCAGCAGUUAGAUUAUUAUUAGAUAUUUGUUGGAUAAUGAUUUAAAAUGAUGGUUUUAAUUUGGAAAAUAUCAAAGGUUAUGUAAGAGUCUUGCAGCUUACAUUUUUAUUGUUAACUGUUUGUAUAAUGUUUAAAGUAUUCGAAAAUACAGUUUUUCAUAACUGGGAACUUUUGAAGGUAUUUUCAGACAUUUUAGAGCACUGAAAUGAAGGAGGACGUUUGUCAUAACGCUUUACCUUUGACUAACAUGUCUGCAGAAUGCAUUGGUUGUGUCAUAUUAGGACUGAUAUCAUGCCAUUUACUCAACAGAGUCAAUAAAAGUUAACAUUUCA